This is a messenger RNA of Vigna angularis (adzuki bean), 2300 nucleotides long. RefSeq lists its product as uncharacterized. Gene Ontology annotation, biological process: carbohydrate metabolic process. Bases 15 to 1949 code for a protein of 644 amino acids. The record is from RefSeq and is a predicted model, not a curated record. Gene Ontology annotation, molecular function: phosphomannomutase activity. Gene Ontology annotation, cellular component: chloroplast stroma. NCBI's taxonomy places the organism in Eukaryota, Viridiplantae, Streptophyta, Magnoliopsida, Fabales, Fabaceae. The transcript is spliced from 7 exons.
AAGGUUAUGGUUUAAUGCUUCUGUGUUUACCUUAUCUCCCGAAGCUUGAUUUUUAUUCAAACAAAUCGAGUGUGCCAACAAAACAAACAAUGGCUGCUUCUACUUCUCCAAACUUCUCAACAUCUUUGCACAAGAACACUCACAAAACAAAGUUUCCUUCAUCAGCAGGGAAGAAUAUACUGCAUAACAAAGUUGGGUUCUCAUUUUCUGCGCCGUUCAGUAAAUCCGUAAGUGUGAAAUCCAUCGGCACUGCGAAGUAUGAUGAAGUUGUGGUGGAUGAAGAGUUGGACAAGAUUAGAAGGCUUCAGAACGGUUCAGAUGUUAGAGGAGUGGCAUUGGAAGGUGAGAAAGGCAGAAAAGUUGACCUUACUCCACCUGCUGUGGAGGCAAUAUCACAGAGUUUUGGUGAAUGGGUUAUCAAAGGAUUAGAGAAGGAACGAGGAUACCCUGUAGAGAAUGUGAGAGUGUCUCUUGGACGUGACCCUAGAAUUACAGGGUCAAAACUGAGUGUUGCAGUUUUUGCAGGUCUUGCUCGUGCAGGUUGCAUGGUGUUUGACAUGGGACUAGCUACCACACCAGCUUGUUUCAUGAGCACAAUAUUGUCUCCAUUUGCCUAUGAUGCUUCAAUCAUGAUGACAGCUUCCCACUUGCCUUAUACCAGAAAUGGUCUAAAAUUUUUUACAAAGAGAGGUGGAUUGACUUCAACAGAGGUGGAGGAAAUAUGUGAUAAUGCUGCUCGAAAAUAUGCAAAUAGGAUGGCCAAAAUCUCUACUUUGCUUAGUGUGAUUCCAACAAAAGUUGAUUUUAUGAGCACUUAUGCAAUGCACCUACGAGAAAUCAUCAAGGAGAGAAUCGAUCAUCCUCUGUAUCCUGACACUCCACUUCAGGGAUUUCAGAUUAUAGUUAAUGCUGGAAAUGGGUCAGGAGGAUUCUUCACAUGGGAUGUGUUGGACAAACUCGGUGCAGAUACCUUUGGGUCUCUGCAUCUGAACCCUGAUGGGAUGUUUCCGAAUCACAUUCCCAACCCUGAGGACAAAACAGCCAUGGCACUCACCAGAGCAGCAGUGUUAGAAAAGUCAGCUGAUCUUGGAAUAGUUUUCGACACUGAUGUAGACAGAAGUGGGGUGGUUGAUAACGAAGGGAACCCCAUAAAUGGUGACAAACUCAUUGCUCUCAUGUCUGCCAUUGUGUUAAGGGAACAUCCAGGAACAACCAUAGUCACCGAUGCUCGUACAAGCAUGGCACUCACCAGAUUCAUAACUGAUAGAGGUGGUCACCAUUGCCUCUACCGUGUAGGAUACAGGAAUGUCAUUGACAAGGGAGUUCAACUUAACAGUGAUGGAGUUGAAACACAUCUUAUGAUGGAAACAUCUGGGCAUGGUGCUCUUAAAGAAAACCAUUUCCUUGAUGAUGGUGCUUACAUGGUGGUCAAGAUUAUAAUUGAAAUGGUGCGGAUGAAGCUUGCGGGAUCAAAUGAAGGGAUUGGGAGUCUUAUAAAAGAUCUUGAAGAACCCUAUGAAUCAGUAGAGCUUAGGAUAAAUAUUGUCUCUGAACCACGACAUGCUAAAGCUAAAGGAUCAGAGGCCAUUCAAACAUUUAGAAACUACAUUGAGGAAGGGAGGCUGAGAGGGUGGGAGUUAGACUCAUGUGGUGAUUGUUGGGUGAGUGAAGGGUGUCUUGUAGAUACAAAUGACGAUCCAGCUCCCAUUGAUGCUCAAAUGUACAGGGCAAAAGUGUCAAACGAGAAACAUGGACAACAUGGUUGGGUUCACAUGAGACAGAGUAUUCAUAAUCCUAACAUUGCUGUGAACCUUCAAUCAUCUGUUCCAGGAGGUUGCUUGUCUAUGGCACGAGCUUUUAGAGAUGAGUUUCUCAAAGCAAGUGGAGUUUAUACAUUCCUUGACAUCUCUCAAGUUGAUAAGUUUACUGAAAAUGGUUCUAUAGCCUGAUUUGCAGUAAAUGUAAAUGUUUGGCGUUCAGGAUGAACAGCUUCAUCAAAGCUUAAACUUUUGUAUCAUUUCAACAUGAUAUUAGUUUAUAGUGAAUUAUUUAACAUAAACUUCAAGAAUAAAAGGAACAGAAAGAAUAUGUUGGACCAUCAACCUCACCCAUAUGUCCAAACACGUAUAUCUGAAGAAGCCUUUCUGGUUUAAGGAUUAGUAUGGGCUUCAGAGACAAUAGCCCAUCUUUGCUUUUGUUUUCCUGGAAAGGGCUUAUACAAGAAUAAAUCCAUCUUGCCAUGCUAUGUAAGUGUAAUGUUGCUCACGCAAUGAAUGGAGAAUCUUAGCUUUUAAAUUUUA